Meriones unguiculatus (Mongolian gerbil) is the source of this 3515-nucleotide messenger RNA. It is a transcript of the gene Lmna, whose product is annotated as lamin A/C. The record is from RefSeq and is a predicted model, not a curated record. The transcript is spliced from 12 exons. The coding region runs from base 593 to 2587 and encodes 664 amino acids. Lineage: Eukaryota; Metazoa; Chordata; Mammalia; Rodentia; Muridae.
ACUGAUGGGCGCCAUCCUCAGCCCUCCCCCCUCUUCCUUGGCUCCAUGGCAAAGCCUGGCCCUCUCCCUCACUUUGCACCUACUUACCCUGGUCUCUCACCACUACCCUUUGCCCACCCACUCACAUUCCUUGGCUCUGCCCUUUACUACAGAAGGCCAAAGGCAAGCUUGGAGCUGAAGGAGUUGAGUAGGCAGGAACCAACUCUGUGAAGCCCUGGGCCAGAAAGGGGUGUUCUGAAGAGGGUGAGGCUUGGCAGUCCUGGCCCCUCCUCACCAUGCCUGCCCCCGCCCCUCUGGGUAUGGAAUGGCUCCUUUAAGAGCGGUGGAUCCACCCCCUGUAGAGGAGGGCCUAUUAGAGCCUUUGCCCGGCUGUCAGUGACUCAGUGUUCGCGGGAACGCAGCCUCAGCCUCUACACCAGCCAACCCAGAUCCCGAGGUGCGCCAGCUCCCGGCCCAGAUCUCCACGCCUGCCAGUGACGAGCUUAGAGCCCGUCACCGGCUCGCCUUGCCCCUGAGCAGCCUCUCUCCUGGUUGAGUCCCGCGCCCUUCUCGGGACCCCUGCCCAGCGGGCAGCACUGCCACCCUGCCGGCCAUGGAGACCCCGUCCCAGCGGCGCACCACCCGUAGUGGGGCGCAGGCCAGCUCUACCCCGCUGUCGCCCACUCGGAUCACCCGGCUGCAGGAGAAGGAGGACCUGCAAGAGCUCAAUGACCGCCUGGCUGUGUACAUCGAUCGCGUGCGCUCUCUUGAGACGGAGAACGCGGGGCUGCGCCUUCGCAUCACUGAGUCUGAAGAGGUGGUCAGCCGCGAGGUGUCCGGCAUCAAGGCGGCCUACGAGGCCGAACUGGGGGACGCCCGCAAGACCCUUGACUCUGUGGCUAAGGAGCGCGCUCGCCUGCAGCUGGAGUUGAGCAAAGUGCGUGAGGAAUUCAAGGAGCUGAAGGCACGCAAUACCAAGAAGGAGGGUGACUUGCUGGCUGCCCAGGCCCGCCUCAAGGACCUGGAGGCUCUUCUCAACUCCAAGGAAGCCGCACUGAGCACUGCUCUCAGCGAGAAGCGUACACUAGAGGGCGAGCUCCAUGACCUGCGGGGGCAGGUAGCCAAGCUUGAGGCAGCCCUUGGUGAGGCUAAGAAGCAACUUCAGGAUGAAAUGCUGCGGCGCGUGGAUGCUGAGAACAGGCUACAGACCCUGAAGGAGGAACUGGAUUUCCAGAAGAACAUUUACAGUGAGGAGCUGCGUGAGACUAAGCGCCGGCAUGAGACCCGGCUUGUGGAGAUUGAUAACGGGAAGCAGCGGGAGUUUGAGAGCCGGCUGGCAGACGCCCUGCAGGAGCUGCGGGCCCAGCAUGAGGACCAGGUGGAACAGUAUAAGAAGGAGCUGGAGAAGACCUACUCUGCCAAGCUGGAUAACGCCAGGCAGUCUGCUGAGAGGAACAGCAACCUGGUGGGGGCUGCCCACGAGGAGCUCCAGCAGUCUCGGAUCCGCAUCGACAGCCUCUCGGCCCAGCUCAGCCAGCUUCAGAAGCAGCUGGCAGCCAAGGAGGCUAAGCUGCGCGACCUGGAGGACUCCCUGGCCCGUGAGCGGGACACUAGCCGGCGGCUGCUAGCUGAGAAAGAGAGAGAGAUGGCCGAGAUGCGGGCGAGGAUGCAGCAACAGCUGGAUGAGUACCAGGAGUUGCUGGACAUCAAGCUGGCCCUGGACAUGGAGAUCCAUGCCUAUCGGAAGCUGCUGGAGGGCGAGGAGGAGAGGCUCCGCCUCUCCCCCAGCCCUACCUCCCAGCGCAGCCGGGGCCGGACCUCUUCUCACUCCUCCCAGUCGCAGGGCGCGGGCAGCACCACCAAGAAGCGCAAGCUGGAGUCCACUGAGAGCAGGAGCAGCUUCUCGCAGCACGCCCGCACCAGCGGCCGUGUGGCGGUGGAGGAAGUAGAUGAAGAGGGAAAGUUCGUGCGCCUGCGCAACAAGUCCAGCGAGGACCAGUCCAUGGGCAACUGGCAGAUCAAGCGUCAAAAUGGUGAUGACCCUUUGAUAACAUAUCGCUUCCCUCCGAAGUUCACCCUGAAGGCGGGGCAGGCCGUGACGAUCUGGGCUGCAGGAGCUGGGGCCACCCACAGCCCCCCUACUGACUUGGUGUGGAAGGCGCAGAACUCCUGGGGGACUGGGAACAGCCUGCGCACAGCUCUCAUCAACUCCACUGGGGAAGAAGUGGCCAUGCGCAAGCUGGUGCGCUCAUUGACAAUGGUUGACUUUGACGAUGACGAAGAAAGUAAUGAUGAUCUGCUCCAUCAGCACCACGGCUCCCACUGCAGCAGCUCGGGGGACCCCGCUGAGUACAACCUGCGCUCGCGCACCGUGGUGUGCGGGGCUUGUGGGCAGCCUGCCGACAAGGCUGCCGGUGGCUCAGGAGCCCAGGCGGGCGGAUCCGUCUCCUCAGGCUCUUCUGCCUCCAGUGUCACAGUUACUCGAAGCUACCGCAGUGUGGGGGGCAGUGGGGGCGGCAGCUUCGGGGACAGCCUAGUCACCCGCUCCUACCUCUUGGGCAGCUCCAGUCCCCGGACCCAGAGCCCCCAGAACUGCAGCAUCAUGUAAUCUGGCACCUGCCAGGCAGGGGUGGGGGCAGAGGCCACCUGCUCCCUCUUCAACUCAUGUGUAUCUCCUGUUCUGCACCUUAUGGGAGCAGGCCUGAAGCCAAAGAAAAACUUAUCUGCUGCCUUUGGUUCUUUUUCUUCUAUUUUUUUUUCUAAGAGAAGUUAUUUUCUACAGUGAUUUUAUACUGAAGGAAAAACACAAGCCAAAAAAAAAAAAAAAAGUCUUUAUCUCAUCCUAAGCCCUUCCCCUUCCUUUCCCUGUAUCUGCCUUAAAACCAAAGGGCUUUUCCUAGGAGCCCAGGGAAAGGACCGCUUUUUAUAGAGUCUAGAUUUUGUCCUGCUGCCUUGGCUUUGCCCUCAUCCUGGGACCCUGUGACAUGGUGCCUGAAAGGCAGGCAUGGAGCUCUCUUCAGCAGCCUCCUCCAGUCAGCUGGCCCACUGCCAUGCCAGCUGCACUAAAAGGUGGUGCAGAGAGGAUGGCUGAGAGAGGCCGAGCCCCUCCUGGUCCACUACACAUAGCUAAGGCUCCUCUGCCUGCCUUGUCCUCUCCCUGCCCCUCCCUAACCUGGGGCCAACGGAUUCUCCCAGACACCUCUGCUGUGCUUGCUUUUUCUAUAUUUUAUUUAGACAAGAGAUGGGAAUGAGGUGGAAGGAGGAGGGAAGAUUUUGAGCCUACCUUUUCUCAGCUUUGGAGCCUGGUGGGCCCUGUCCACCAGGAAGUCAAGUCGGUCACUGGAAGGCAAAGUCAAGUAGGGUACGGGGAAGAGUGAGAAAUGUAGGCUACUGGAAAGGAGAGCCUGCUGGGGCCGUCGGGAACGGAGAGGGUGUGGUGAUCUGUGGUUACCUGAAACACUAAGGAACCCUUCGCCCCAUUUCCCGUCUGCAUCUCUGCUCUCCUUCUAGUCAAUACACUAGUUGUUUCCAUCCUG